This is a messenger RNA of Lactuca saligna, 888 nucleotides long. The record is from the annotation of a GenBank genome assembly. NCBI's taxonomy places the organism in Eukaryota, Viridiplantae, Streptophyta, Magnoliopsida, Asterales, Asteraceae.
AUGGCUGAACGAGACGCCGCCAUCCAAGAACGCAACCUCGCGCUCGACGAACGAAAACGCGCGUUCGCGGAACGCGACAUGGCGAUGCUACAACGCGACGCCGCCCUAGCGGAACGCAACUCCGCCAUGCAACAGCGCGACGAAGCAAUCGCCACCCUUCGUUUCCAAGGCACCAACAAUAACAACAACAACAACAACAACAACAACAACAACAACCACUUCAUAAUCUCAACACUCCCCGAAAACACACCAACCCAAGGGCAAAACCGUAAUUUCACCAACCAAGAAAUCCACCACAUGUUCGAAAUCCCCAACGACAACACAUAUCAAGUCCAAGUCCAAGUCCAAUCCACCACAAAAUCAAAAUCGAAAUCGCCAAGGGUUCGAAGACGAAGGGGCGAAAGUGUAAAAUUCACCAAUCAAGAAAUCCAUCACAUGCUUGAAAUCGGGGAAGAUACGUACGAAGUCGAACCUCAAUCCUACAAAACGAAGGGAGUGAAAUCGCCAAUGAUCGGAAGACGAAGGGGUGAAAGUGUAAAAUUGAAGGUUGAAGAAUGGAAAGAUGAAUCGGAAUUGAAUCAAGUGAGUUUUGAUGAAUUGACAAUGCCGGUUCCGGUGUGUUCGUGUACGGGGGUCCCACAGCCUUGUUAUAGGUGGGGGAGUGGCGGGUGGCAGUCGGCUUGCUGUACAACCACCAUGUCAAUGUAUCCUUUACCGCAAGUUUCAAAUAAGAAGUAUUCGAGAGUUGGUGGGAGAAAAAUGAGUGGAGGGGCUUUUAGUAAAUUGCUUACUCGACUUUCUUCGGAAGGUUAUGACCUUUCUACCCCUCUUGAUUUGAAGGAACAUUGGGCUAAACAUGGGACUAAUCGUUACAGCACGGUGAAAUAG